AUGUACCAAGGAAAUUACAGUUAUUUACAUGUUUUUAUUCUGAGUGGUUUCUCGGACCAUCCCAAACUGGAGAAGAUUCUGUCAGGAGUUGUCACCGUCUUCUACUUAACUACACUGCUGGGUAACACAGCCAUCAUUCUUGCAUCUCUCUUGGAUUCCCAUCUCCAUACACCAAUGUACUUUUUCCUCAGGAAUUUGUCUUUCCUUGAUUUGUGUUUCACAACUAGCAUUGUCCCUCAGAUGCUGGUUAACCUGUGGGGACCUGAUAAGACCAUCAGUUACGUGGGUUGUGUCAUUCAACUCUAUGUUUUUAUGUGGUUGGGCUCCACUGAGUGCCUUCUCCUGGCUGUAAUGUCCUAUGAUCGUUUCACAGCGAUUUGCAAGCCCUUGCAUUACUUGGUAAUCAUGAACCCACAUCUUUGUCUCAAGAUGAUUACCACGGUCUGGAGCAUUAGUUUGGCCAACUCUGUACUAUUAUGUACACUCACCCUGAAUUUGCCUAGAUGUGGAAACAACCUUCUGGAUACUUUCUUGUGUGAGGUGCCAGCUAUGGUCAAGAUAGCCUGUGUAGACACCACAACAGUGGAAAUGUCUGUCUUUGCUUUAGGUAUUGUCAUUGUCCUUACACCCCUGAUCCUUAUUCUUACAUCCUAUGGCUACAUUGCCAAAGCUGUGCUGAAAAUGAAGUCAAAAGCAGGCCAGCGAAAAGCAGUGAACACCUGUGGAUCUCAUCUCACUGUGGUGUCCAUCUUCUAUGGUACUAUUAUCUACAUGUACCUGCAACCAGGUAACAGCACCUCCAAAGACCAAGGAAAGUUCAUCACACUCUUUUACACCAUCAUCACCCCAAGUCUCAAUCCCCUCAUUUACACAUUGAGGAAUAAGGACAUGAAGGAUGCAUUGAAGAAGCUGAUGAGAGUUCACCAUGAAUCUACAAAAAAAAGAGAAACCUGA
Molecule: messenger RNA, 954 nt
Organism: Lepus europaeus (European hare)
Lineage: Eukaryota; Metazoa; Chordata; Mammalia; Lagomorpha; Leporidae
Product: olfactory receptor 2W1-like
Exons: 1
Coding region: 1-954 (317 amino acids)
Biological process (GO): G protein-coupled receptor signaling pathway
Cellular component (GO): membrane
Molecular function (GO): G protein-coupled receptor activity; olfactory receptor activity
Source: RefSeq, a predicted model, not a curated record